GCAGUACACAUCACGUAUCUGGUUUAGUGCGUAACCCCCCAGCAGUUUGUGAAUCGAUUAGGUACUUCAUAUAUUUUUGUAAAACAAAAAUUUGACAGUUGAGCAAUAGAAGACGUCGCUGUCGACCCAAAUCCCCAGAGGCGCAACAAUGACAAUCAGGGCGUUAGAGAAGGUUUCCGUUGGCCAGAACGGCAUCGGUGCCUUCAUCUUGCAAUGUAGGAAAAUAGAUGUCCACUAUUGCGACUAUUCCGGAAGUUCUAGAGGAAUGAACUCCUUCAUCAAAUCCCAGUUGGCCAAAUUCGCCUCGACUCAUCCCCAGAUCGAAUUCGCCGUUUCCCCUCGACCGCGAAAGCACCCCGUGCUUAUCGGCCACUAUAUCAAUGGCAAGCAAAAGUCCAUUUGCGUCAAGAAUAUGGAUUCACUUCAAAUACUGAAGAAGUUGGAACUGUUACGAGACGCGAGCGGCGAGAAAAUAAAGAAGGUUAACAAGCCGGUUACGAGUAUCAGCGAGAGUGUGAGAGGAAUAUGGAGUCCUUACCACGGCACAGGCAUGCCGGUAUAAAUGAGAUAUGGAAGGGCGGCACCCGGGAACUUGUCACCCUUGUACAACUAUAUAUGGGCAGAGUGUAUAACACAGCUAAAGGCACAUAUACCACGAGCCUAGACCUACAGUCCAAGGCAACAUUUACGAAAAAAAAAAAUGACGAAUUCACUCAAAGAUGCUUACGAGG
This is a messenger RNA of Daldinia loculata, 731 nucleotides long. Its product is annotated as thioredoxin-like protein. Gene Ontology annotation, cellular component: mitochondrial large ribosomal subunit. The transcript is spliced from 3 exons. Gene Ontology annotation, biological process: mitochondrial translation. The record is from RefSeq and is a predicted model, not a curated record. The coding region runs from base 149 to 562 and encodes 137 amino acids. Gene Ontology annotation, molecular function: structural constituent of ribosome. Lineage: Eukaryota; Fungi; Ascomycota; Sordariomycetes; Xylariales; Hypoxylaceae.